Arabidopsis lyrata subsp. lyrata is the source of this 1680-nucleotide messenger RNA. RefSeq lists its product as uncharacterized. The coding region runs from base 612 to 1226 and encodes 204 amino acids. The record is from RefSeq and is a predicted model, not a curated record. Lineage: Eukaryota; Viridiplantae; Streptophyta; Magnoliopsida; Brassicales; Brassicaceae. The transcript is spliced from 2 exons.
AAAUGGCGACUUUUCGCUCUGCGGGUGAUCGCUAAGGCGAUUCCCGAUCAUCCUUCUUUUCUUCUCUUUUCCGGAGGAAUUUUCCGGCGAUAUUCUUUAUUUGUAAAGGUUUUUUCAACGGUUUCACUCUGCCUGUUGACUUCCAUGGCAGUUGUUGGAUUCCUAUUUUCCCGAGGGGUAACUUCCAAUCCCAACCGCCAGGAACCCAAUUCUAUAAAUUUCCCAAUUUCUGUCUUCGAUUUAACAUUCCUUCAUUCCGAUUAAUUCAAUCACAAACAGAACCAAUAACAAUGAGUGAUCUCCGAAAGUCAAUUCAGGAUCUGGAUUUGGGCAUCGAUGAUGCACCACUAACUCUACCCCGGGAAUUCAUUGCAAGGGCUGCUUCUGUCAACCGUUUUGCUCUGGUCGUCACCGCUGUUAAUCCACAGAAGCAGAACCUCAGAGCAAUGAUCACCCAAAUGCCAAGGGUUUGGGGCCUUGAAAAUUCUUGUGUUGGUCGGGUCCUCGGGAAUGGAAAAGCACAAUUUGUGUUUCAGAACGAUAAAUCGAUGAAUUUGGUGCUCCGCAGGAAUCGAUGAAUUCUUGUGUUGGUCGGGUCUUUCAAUGAUUGGAUGGUCUCGGUCCACCGAUGGUACCCCAACAUAACAGACGAAGAGAUGAAGAUAAUUCAUUUCUGGGUGCAGAUCAAAGGACUUCCAUUGUUGUAUCUCACUGGGGAUAUGGCCAAAUCCAUUGGAAACAAAUUGGCGCCGGUUACAGAUGUGGACUUUGAUGUGAAUCGGGUGGAUUUUGUCAAGGUCAGUAUGUCUUGGAACUUCAAUUCACCACUGCGCUUUAAAAGGAACAUUCAGUUUGGAUUUGAAGAGAAUUCCAUCAUUCAGUAUCGCUUUGAGAGGCUCUGCAAUUUUUGUACAAAAUGUGGAUCGUUGAAGCACGAUGUGAAAGAUUGCACUUUGGACUAUGAAGACGAUGAUCCGGAUAUCCAAAGUGGAGAGGAUGAUGAUGACAUGGAGGGGAGAGACGUUCCACAGCAAGAAAUUUCUGAGGCAAACACUAUGGAGACCAUUGACCUGCAUGAUUUAAUCCCGGGUUUGCAGAUGCAUAGGGAUGACAACACGCCUUCUGGUUUCCCAAAGAGAAAACAUGAGAUAUUGGAGAUUUCAAGGAUGUUUUCAAGUAUUUAUGCUUCAAGGAUGAAUAAUGUGUUUUCAAGCAAAAAAGAGUAAAAGACGAUCAAAUCCCGUUUCAAGACAGUUUAUGUGCCUCAGAAGUAUGGCAUCCGUUUGAGGUCUUACCGAUUAGAAAAUCAAAAGAUCUCGGUAGCUAUGGAAAGCUAGGAGAGUCAAGAUUCACCUCAAAGUGGAAUCGGAGCUUUUCAACGAGCCAAUAGGAAGUUAUGCCCUGAAGAGGGAAGACAUGUCCCGAACACCCAGACAGCUUCGCGACCGGUCCGGAGCCUUCUGACGCCCCCGGUCGUGAAUGCCCGUGCCCGAGCUUCAAUUCGUAACUUACUAAAGGAUGUAAGGUUUUGGUCAUCAAAGUUUAAAGAGAUCCGUUUUGCUUUUAUAAGACGAUCAUGUAAUGAAGCAGUUCAUGUGCUUGCAAGAUAUAGUUGUAAUAAUUCUGUAAAACCACCAAUAUGGUUGGAACACAAAUUUUGUAGUGACUUUCAAAUAUAGA